GUUGCGGCUGGAGAUGCGUUGCAGCGCACGAGAGACGGCAGACUUGGACCGCUUGUGCAGCCUGUGUAGCAGUCAGUCGACGUUGCGCUUUCCAUCCAGCAUUCUGGUUCCACUCGUUGCACAGGAUGGCGCCAACACUUACGAAGGGGUCGCCGUGCCUUCGCUCAUCUUGGCAAAGCCUUGUGCGCAGCCUCUAUGUACCGAGCCAAGUUCAACAAGUUAAUGUAUGCGUUAUAUUCUCCACCCACGCUAUUAACAUUGUCUGCUGUCAAUGUAAAGUUAUCGCUUUGAGCUCUGCGAACCCAGCGCCGGCAAAUGAGUGGAACAGCCCCUCAGGCCCCUCUAGUGUCUAGAAAACAAAAGCCAUGCGCAAUGACAUCCCCUUGGCCCGCCUUUCGUCGACCAAUAAUUACCCGUGUCCCCUCGCGCAUGUCAGAUUGAGCUUAUUCAUCGCCGCAGAAGCUUGCCCGUUAGCAUGCCUAUCUACAAUUCCUCCGCCACUUCCCUUCCGCUCCUCCAAGUCCCGCGGAUGUCGGAUAGUGUCUCAAUCAAUAUUUGAACGACGGGUGAGAGCAUCGAGGGCAGCUUCUACC
Baudoinia panamericana UAMH 10762 is the source of this 593-nucleotide messenger RNA. RefSeq lists its product as uncharacterized. The record is from RefSeq and is a predicted model, not a curated record. The transcript has a single exon. NCBI's taxonomy places the organism in Eukaryota, Fungi, Ascomycota, Dothideomycetes, Mycosphaerellales, Teratosphaeriaceae. The coding region runs from base 14 to 223 and encodes 69 amino acids.